UAUCUGGACUCUGCCCCCUUAUUCAGCAUCUCCUCUGGCAAGAUUCUUCCUCAUAGGCUUGCCUCAGGGCGUGUGGGCGGUCCCUUCUGAGAGCUGAAACUCUUAACUCUCCCCCCACCGCACCCCAGCCCCCACGGCACUCCACCUCCCCAUCAGUCUUCUCUUUGCUUCCACCACUUCCUUGUUCAGCCAGGAAGCUAAGAGGAGGAUAAUCAGUGCCUCCGGGCUGCACCGGUGUUUUCACUGGAAAAGAAAAGAAGGCAGAGAGAAGCAAUGAAUGUGGAUCAUGAGGUUAAUCUCUUAGUGGAAGAGAUUCACCGUUUGGGUUCAAAAAAUGCUGAUGGGAAGUUAAGUGUGAAAUUUGGAGUACUCUUCGGAGAUGACAGAUGUGCCAACCUCUUUGAAGCAUUAGUAGGGACACUCAAAGCUGCAAAACGAAGAAAGAUUGUGAUGUAUAAAGGAGAGCUACUUCUGCAAGGUGUUCAUGAUGAUGUUGACAUUAUAUUGCUGCAAGAUUAGUAUGCUUGCAUAUCUUUGCUUAUUGCUAUUUUUUAUUUCUUGUAAACUGGAAAAUCAAGUCAGAGGACAAGACUACUUAAAUGUAUUUUUAUAGGAUUUGUAAACAAAAGGAGACUCAUAUUUUAGAAGCCUGUCAUUUUUAUAUCUUCAAAAAAUUAUGUAUCACACUGUAAAGUGAGCAAAACCUAUUAUUUUUCUCAGGAAUCUGGUUGAGUGAGACUUUUUUGUUGAGGUAGGGGAAUAUUUGUUUCUUAAAUUAUUCAUAAACAGUUUCUGCAGAUACUUGACAGUCUUUGAAAGUUGGAUGCAAACUGAAGACCAACUCUUCCUAAGGAAUAUUAAAGUGUUUAUAUAAGAAGAGCAUGUAAUUAUUUUAAAACUACCAUACUGUCUUAUUUUGUCAUUCUAAGUAUCCCUGUGUCUCUCAGAAUCAAAGUUUUGCAUCCAGGUUAUGUAGCCACAAUAAAAAUGAUCUUUAUUUGAAGAAACACUCUCUUAAAAAUCUCCAAAUUUUGUAAGAAUUAUUAGUGUUAAUGAUUGGACCUUAUAAAAUGCUGAUUUUGAUCCUUA
Molecule: messenger RNA, 1089 nt
Organism: Erinaceus europaeus (western European hedgehog)
Lineage: Eukaryota; Metazoa; Chordata; Mammalia; Eulipotyphla; Erinaceidae
Gene: ABRACL
Product: ABRA C-terminal like
Exons: 3
Coding region: 274-519 (81 amino acids)
Biological process (GO): regulation of actin filament-based process
Source: RefSeq, a predicted model, not a curated record